This is a messenger RNA of Tetranychus urticae (two-spotted spider mite), 2707 nucleotides long. It is a transcript of the gene Exo70, whose product is annotated as exocyst complex component 7. The record is from RefSeq and is a predicted model, not a curated record. Gene Ontology annotation, molecular function: phosphatidylinositol-4,5-bisphosphate binding. Lineage: Eukaryota; Metazoa; Arthropoda; Arachnida; Trombidiformes; Tetranychidae. Gene Ontology annotation, biological process: exocytosis. Gene Ontology annotation, cellular component: exocyst.
AGCUUUGAUGUAAAUAGAAAUGACAAAACUGUAUUUUGAAAACUGCCUACUUUUUUAUCUUAAUUGUUAAUUUUACCUAUUUUCAUUAAUUGUUCACUUAUUUCUUUGUUAAUUGGUUUAAAUUAUGGAAAAAACAAGAGAUAAGUUAAUUAAAGAGACUCGAAAUUUAGAGUCUUUUAAAGAGAUGUUAACUAAAAGCAACAAACUGACCAAAACAAUGGUUUCUAUCUUAUCUAAUUUUGAUGAAAAAUUGUCCAAAUUGGAAGAGACCAUUGGACCUGUCUACAAAGAGACUGGUAAUUUACAACAGAGACAAGAAAAUCUCAUUAAAGCUCUACAAAGUUUCGAUUAUGUUAUACCAUUUUAUACUGUCGCUAAUGAUUUGGAGCCAAUAAUUGCCACUGGUCCUGAUUCAAUGCCCAUUCCAGAUUAUCUCGAAAAUAUGAAUAAACUUAAAAGUGCAAUCAACUAUUUUGAAAAGAAUAAUCCUGAAAGUCCAGAGCUUAUGAAUGUUACAAGCCUUCACAAAAAAGGAGCAGCUCUACUCUUGAAAAAAUUUCGUUUAUUGAUAUCAAAUCAUAGUCGUCCAGUACCGCCUAACAUUAUUUAUUUAUUGGUUCAUGAAGAAGAUAGUUCUACAGAAACGCCAAAACCAUUGCCAGAAAAUAUACCCGAAAAAGACAGAGCUCAGUUGAGGCUGUUAAGUGAAUGGCUUGUUGAUAAUAUGGAGGGUGAAUUCAUUGCUGCUUAUUCUUCUUUGCGGUGUGAAGUUGUCGAAAAAUCUUUACGUGAUUUUAAGCUAUCUCAGAAAUCUUCCUCGGGUGGUUUCAGUGGUAUCCAUGGAUCACCUGCACCGCCUAGAAAAAGUUUAACCCCAUUGCGAGAUAAUUUACCUCUACGUCGAAAUCCUAAAAGUAUUCAACAGGCAUUGAGAAAGAAGCUACAAGAUGUUAUUCCGACCGAAAUGCUUGGAGGGCGAUCUUAUCACUCAGUUCCUCACGACUUAUGUGAGCUUGCAACCAGUGAAAGAGAAAUCGAAUGUUAUUUAACUAGCGUUACAGCUUUAUAUCGUCUGAUGAAAGCAGAAUUGGAAUUAAUGGAAGGAUUAAUGGAAGGAGUAAUACCGAUCAAAUGUCAAAAAGUAAUAUUCAGUCGUCUAGUUCAGCCAGCUUUAGAUUUUGUUGUUAAUGAAGGAGAAAGUAUUGCAGGUCGAGUCAAGAAAUGUACAGCUAAACAUGAUUUCACUUCAGCUCUCAAUCUAUUCCCAAUCCUGCGACAUCAAGCCUCGAUGAGACAUAACUUUGAUCUACUUUUUGAUGGUUGCACCUCUGAUGGUUGCAGCACUGAUGUUCAAACUAAAUUUCAAGGACUUGUGGUAACUCUUCAAACAACAUUGAACAAAGCAUUAGAAGAAUUUAUUGAGUACAUUCGUAAUGACGUUGAUACCAAAGUACCUCGAGAUGGAACUGUGCAUGAGCUAACUAGUAAUGUUAUGAUAUUUCUUGUCCAGCUUUCAAAUUAUUUGGAUAUAUUGUCCAGAGUUAUAACAGUAACAGAUAUGCAAUCAUACGAAAGAUCAUCUGACAAAAAUAAGUUGGCUUUUGCUCAAUUUAUUAGUCGAGUGUUACAGACAUUAGCUUUGAAUCUACAACUGAAAAGUGAUUGUUAUGCUGAUCAAUAUUUGAAAGCUAUUUUUAAACUUAACAAUAUUCAUUACAUACUUAAGACUUUACGUAAGUCAUCCCUUUCCAAAAUUUUGGAAUUAUACAACAAAGAAAUUGAAAAAGUCUACGAAAAACAAAUUAUCGAAAACAAAAGAAUCUAUUCUCAAAGUUGGAGUAGAGUGUUACAUUUUAUUAUUGAAAUUGAUAACAAAGCGCCUUCACCUGAAUCUAUUGAAAUGGCCAACAUGAAAUUGAAGGAGAAAGACCGCCAAAUGAUUAAAGACAAGUUUUCUGGCUUCAAUAAGGAAAUUGAAGAGCUACGUAGAAUACAAAAAGCUUAUGCGAUUCCUGAUGCUGAACUUCGUGAAAGCCUGAAAGAGGAUAACGCCAAUUUCAUUGUUCCAAGAUAUGCACAAUUUUUUAAUAAGUACAGCAACCUGAGUUUUUCAAAGAAUAUUGAAAAAUAUGUCAAGUUCACUCCUAAUGAAGUAUAUAACAUCAUUCAAAGUUUUUUCGAUGCAACCGCAUAAUUAAAGACGUAUUAUUGUGUUUACUGAACAUAAUUACAAGGAUCUGAAUCAAAUUGAACCUCUGAUGAAAUAUUCGACUAUGGUUAUCAAAAGGUUCAUCACAAAAUUUCGAUAUUUUAUUCAAUGUUGCUUUGCCCACUGUGUUUAUCUUAACACAGUUUCUCAUGAUAUUGAUCAAGCGGUACCAUUUAAUUUGACUCGACGAUUUCUGGUUACAUAGUCAUCUUGAUAAAAAUAUUCUGACAAAAAUUGAAUAUUUUGAGUUUAACAGUUUAAACUUGAUUGACUGUAAAUCUAGACAUAUUAUCAGAAACCAGACCGAAAAUUACUGGUCACCGUAUAUUCAUGUCAAAGCAGUAUUGAUAAGUACAUCGGAAGUUGAUUUGAUUGAAUUUACAAAAAUUCAAAUAUUUGAUACUAAUACUUACAAUUAUUAGAUUAACAAAUAAUUGUUUAGAGGAGUUGGAAUAACUUCAAGUGAAAAUAAAUAAACAGUAAAAUUUUUCGCAACUU